CCCAUCUAGGUCUCUCUCCAAGCUUAAUAAAACAAGUAGGGCUGCGUCUCGAAUUCGUUAGAGAGAGAGAACGAAGAGAUGGGAAGGAAAGGAGAGAAGAGGAGGGAGAAAAACUACCUAGCUGCUCACGGCGGACCGGCGAGACUCCCUCCGCCGCCUGAUCGUUCGAAGCAAGAUUUACUUCCUUCCAAGCUCCGUGUUCCCCACGAUUCUACUAAACAAGUUGUCGAGAAGAAAGAAAACAAUUCUAAAGCUAGAGUAGAUGCUGCUGCCAAGAAUGGGAGUGACAUAAAGUCGGAAGAAAGAAAUGAUGACGGCUACACAACCUCUUCUCAUCAGGAGAAUGAUGUAACGUUAAACAAUGGUGAUGAAAAGAAGAAGUUAAAGAGAAAGAGGAAUCAAGUAAAAGACCUUCGUUUCGAACAGGAGCUUGCGGAGUUGGAUGGUCGGUCCAAAAGGAAAGAACGCAAGAAGAAGUAUUGGGAGGCUAAGAAGCAGAAAAAGAGUCAAGGAAAGAAAGAAGAUACACUCAGGGAAAACUUUCCGAAGCAUGAAGAGAUCAGGUUUGGUGAUGUGGUGCAAGCUCCACCAAAACUGGCUCUUGUUCAAAAGACACGAAAGACUCCUAUGAGUGCUUCAAAGGAGAGGCAGCGAUUAGAGGCUUAUAGAUCUCGAAAUGGAUGGACCUCAAGACCAGGUGUUCAGAUUCCUUCUGUGGCCAUGCAAUAAGAUGCGCCAUGAACUCAGUUUUGUAGUGUGAGUGUGACUCCUCUGUUUUUGUUUUGUUCUAGCUGGCUGUCAACUUAUAGAUCACAAUGUUCCGUUCUUUAGAUUGUAAUCUUACUGGAAACAUUAUGACAGUUGAGUUAACCAGAGUACUCUUUCAAUAUAUAUAAGCAGAUUAUUUAGUUUAAA
Messenger RNA from Brassica napus (rape), 915 nucleotides. RefSeq lists its product as uncharacterized. The transcript has 5 exons. Lineage: Eukaryota; Viridiplantae; Streptophyta; Magnoliopsida; Brassicales; Brassicaceae. The record is from RefSeq and is a predicted model, not a curated record. Bases 79 to 729 code for a protein of 216 amino acids.